AGAUAAUUCUUCUCUUAACCUAUAAGUUUGUGUCUCCUCGAUCUCUCUUAGGACAUUGCUUUAGCUUCUGGAGGCUGCUCAUUAGAUCUCUAUUAGUGGGUUUAGGUCAAGUUCUGGAUAUGGAUAAGGAGAAAUCUCCUGCACCACCACCUAGUGGAGGUCUUCCUCCACCAUCAGGUCGUUACUCUGCGUUUUCACCUAAUGGAAGUAGCUUUGCAAUGAAAGCUGAAUCAUCGUUUCCUCACUUGACUCCAAGUGGGAGCAAUAGCUCAGAUGCUAACCGAUUCAGCCACGAUAUAAGCCGAAUGCCGGAUAAUCCACCUAAGAACCUAGGCCAUCGCCGGGCUCAUUCAGAGAUUCUUACUCUUCCUGAUGACUUAAGCUUUGAUAGUGAUCUUGGUGUGGUUGGUGCUGCUGAUGGACCUUCUUUCUCUGAUGAUACGGAUGAGGACUUACUAUAUAUGUAUCUUGAUAUGGAUAAAUUCAAUUCUUCUGCUACAUCGACUUCUCAAAUGGGUGAGCCAUCAGAACCAGCUUGGAGGAAUGAAUUAGGCUCGACUUCUAACCUUCAGAAUACACCUGGUAGCUCUAGUGAAAGACCGAGAAUCAGGCACCAACACAGCCAAUCGAUGGAUGGUUCGACAACUAUCAAGCCUGAGAUGCUUAUUACAGGGAAUGAAGAUGUGUCUGGAGUUGACUCUAAGAAAGCUAUUUCUGCUGCUAAACUCUCUGAGCUUGCUCUCAUUGAUCCUAAACGUGCUAAGAGGAUAUGGGCAAACAGACAGUCUGCUGCGAGGUCAAAAGAAAGGAAGAUGAGAUAUAUUGCAGAGCUCGAGAGAAAAGUACAGACUUUACAAACAGAGGCCACAUCUCUCUCAGCCCAGUUGACUCUGUUACAGAGAGAUACAAAUGGCCUGAGUGUUGAAAACAAUGAGCUUAAACUGCGAGUACAAACUAUGGAGCAACAGGUUCACCUACAGGACGCUUUAAAUGAUGCACUGAAGGAGGAAGUCCAGCAUCUUAAGGUAUUGACGGGGCAAGGUCCAUCAAAUGGUACAUCAAUGAUGAACUACGGUUCUUUCGGAUCAAACCAGCAAUUUUAUCCCAAUAAUCAGUCGAUGCACACUAUCUUAGCCGCACAACAGUUCCAGCAGCUCCAGAUCCAGUCACAGAAACAGCAGCAGCAACAACAACAUCAGCAACAACAACAGCAGCAGCAACAACAACACCAGCAGCAGCAGCAAUUUCAGUUUCAGCAGCAGCAACUGUAUCAGUUUCAACAGCAGCAGCGGCUUCAACAGCAGGAACAACAAAGCGGGGCUUCAGAACUAAGAAGACCCAUGCCUUCUCCAGGUCAGAAAGAGAGUGUGGCGUCGCCUGAUCUUGAAGCUCCCUUGACAAAAGACUGAGUGUAGACUGUGCUAAUGUCCAAUUUAGUAAGUUACUCUUGGAAAUCUCCUUUUUCAUUGCAGGCUUGUGGAUUUGGGAUUAUUGCAUUAUAGAGUUAAAAACAAGACAGCUUAGAAGUUGCGUAUUUAGAAGUUGUUAGUGAAGCUUUGGUUCUUAUCUGUUGGUAGUUUACAAUCUUCUCUUUGUAUGAUCCUAAGCUCUUAAAAGGUUCUUGGAUUUGGUCAUUUGGUUAGAACUGGGUUCUUAAUCCAAGUCUGUAGUCGUUUAACUAUAUUCAUAUUCUUUGGCUUCUGUUCAUUUUGGUUAUUUGAAAAGUUUCAUUUGGUCUUGGCUUUGAAGAUUGUGAUGUCUAAAUAAAACCUUGAAUUUGCG
This is a messenger RNA of Arabidopsis arenosa, 1782 nucleotides long. The record is from the annotation of a GenBank genome assembly. NCBI's taxonomy places the organism in Eukaryota, Viridiplantae, Streptophyta, Magnoliopsida, Brassicales, Brassicaceae.